Molecule: messenger RNA, 1697 nt
Organism: Chelonus insularis
Lineage: Eukaryota; Metazoa; Arthropoda; Insecta; Hymenoptera; Braconidae
Product: tropomyosin-2-like
Exons: 8
Coding region: 365-1219 (284 amino acids)
Biological process (GO): actin filament organization; muscle contraction
Cellular component (GO): actin filament
Molecular function (GO): actin filament binding
Source: RefSeq, a predicted model, not a curated record
CAGUGAAGAGCCAAGUGGAAAGCGGGACGACAGCCAAAGCCUGCUAAGCAAUUAUAGAAUUGGAUUCGAUUAAAGUUUUUCAGGAGGUCUGCUUCAACGUUUAGUUUUAUUUUGGCGCAGCAUCCGAGGGUAUCCAGUUGUGAAUUCGCAUCACGGAUCAUCUUCUCCACAAAAUGAUGACUUUGGUGUCCAGGCCGAUAGUUUUGUUUGAAUGAUUUGUCAUCAUUGAUGUUGAAGAAAUGGACAUUCAGUGAUACUAGAUGCUUUAUUUUCGUCAUAUCAAUUAGAUCAGGAGAUUAAAUUUUAGGACAAUCGUCCUUCGUAGUAUUAAUCACGGAAUAGUAACACCAAACACCGUGUCACCAUGGAGGCGAUCAAGAAAAAAAUCGCAGCCUUGAAGAUGGAGAUGGAUGCUGCGAAUGAAAAAGUGGAGGCUAAUGAAACGAAAGCUAAACAGGAAAAUUUUCGUGCUGAUUUAUUGAAUGAUGAAGUACGUGAUUUGGGAAAAAAACUUAUUGCAAUGGAGAAGGAUUAUGAAGACUCCAAAGUAAAUCUUGAGCAAUCAUCAGCUGCUCUAGAGCAAUGUGAAAAAGCGUAUACAAAGGCCGAACAAGAUCGAUCUAUUUUGACAAAGAGAGUUCAGGAAAUUGAGUUGAGUUUGGCUAAAAAAGAAGAAUUACGUCAGCAGGCAGCACUCAAACUACUUCGUGCUACAGAACUUGGUGAUGAUGCUCAGCGAAUGUGUAAUGUGUUAGAAGAUCGAAAUCGACAAGUUCAGGAACAUAUUAAUAAGAUAUCAGAAGAAUUGAAGGAAGCAAGAAUGCUUGCUGAAGCUGCUGAUGCUAAAUCUGAAGAAAUUGCUGAUAAAUUAUCUCUUGUUGAAGAAGAACUUGAAGCAGCUGAAGAACGUGUAAAAAAUAGUGAAGCAAAAAUUAUAGAACGAGAGGAUGAAUUAUUUAUUGUUCAAAACAUUUUUAAAUCAUUGGAAGUAUCUGAGAAAAAGGCGAAUCAAAGAGUAGCAGAUUCAAAGGUUCAAGUAAAAGAAUUAAAAGCUGCUCUCAAGGCAGCAGAAAAGCGUGCAAUUAAUGCUGAAAAACAAGUUAAAUUAUUGCAAAAAGAAGUGGACCAAAAAGAAGAUGAGCUUAGAGAAGAAAAAGAAAAAUGCAAAGAAAUCAUUGAUGAUAUGGAUCUUACAUUCGCUGAGAUGACAGGAUACUAGGAUAGAGAGGGAAAUGAAGAAAAACCAUCAACAAAUCAAAAUCAAAGAAUUUUUAUUUUCUACCAUGUGCUACUUGUAUUCGCUUAAGACUAAAAAAAAGUGGCUUGAGCUUUAUUUUAGUCGUGGCCCUUUGGCUUCAAUCAAGCGCUAGCUAUCUAAUGCAGAAUACUUCAAUCCUGGCCUUUUACUAUUUAAAAAUAACCUGCCAUGUAGCGUGUGACUUGUGCGAAUCGAUUAAGACGUUUUGAUUAUCAAAUGCACAAUCAUGCUUACGCAAAAUGCUAAAUUGCUUAGCAAAAUAUUUUUAUUUCCAUUCGCUUGCUUGCUUAUUGCUCGGAAAACGACCCAACGUUCAUCAGAAUUCAUAUAUUUAUUUUCAGAAUUGCCGAUCAAAUUCAUCUAAUCAUCGAAAUUACUGUCGACUUCUAAAGGUGUAUAUGAAAAUUACUGAGUUUUCAAUAAAUGGCCUCGCUAAAAA